Molecule: messenger RNA, 2656 nt
Organism: Juglans regia (Persian walnut)
Lineage: Eukaryota; Viridiplantae; Streptophyta; Magnoliopsida; Fagales; Juglandaceae
Product: protein ACTIVITY OF BC1 COMPLEX KINASE 7, chloroplastic
Exons: 18
Coding region: 281-2395 (704 amino acids)
Biological process (GO): regulation of response to reactive oxygen species
Source: RefSeq, a predicted model, not a curated record
UUUUACUUUGAACAUACCUUUCCACUGUUUUGUCGUUGAACUGAAGACUGAGCCACACGCCAUUAGUUCCUUGUACGAUUGGACUAGGGACUCCCCGGUAGUUACUCCUUGUUGCACCUUUUUCUGGCUUUAGACUAUAGACCCCAUUAAAGCCCUUCUUCCACCCAAAGUUGUUCACCACUCCUAAGUCAGAUACAAGGUCUUACAUUUACUUGUUUAUUUGGUUGCAAGUGCUGAAGAUUUGGUGCCGAAUCCUACUAAGGGGGUAUCUGGUUCUUCUAUGGCGGCAAUAUUGGCUUCAAAUAGCUGUUAUUGCCUCGAUAUGCAGUCAAUAAAUCAAGGACGGACCCUAGACAACCUUAGUUUCUCGAGCACGAUUUCAGUUCAUAAAUUCUUGAAGUAUGGAGGACCAUCGAGGAAUUCGCCUGGGACAGACAAGUUUCAAGUGGAAAUGAAACAGACUGAAUAUCCCUCAAGAUUAGUUAACAAUGGACGAGCCGUUAAAAUGGUACCAGCAAGCGAAGUAGUGAAAAGGAAAACCCCAUCCAAAAAUAAAGUAGACAUUGUAAAUGGUUCAAGGCAGAUAGUAGAGGGAGCGAAAGUAGUCAGAAGACAACCUACAGCUGCCCUGGUGAAAACCCCAAAGGUUAGGAAAUCUAAAGAACUUCCACCCGUGGAGGAGCUGAAGGUUUUGCCUUCGGAUGAAGGUUUCAGUUGGGCCAAUGAAAAUUAUAACUCCUUGCAAAGGACUAUAGACGUCUGGUCUUUUGUUAUCUCUCUGCGUUUUCGUGUUCUGUUCAGCAAUGAAAAAUGGGCAUAUUUGGGAGGCUUCACAGUUGAUAAGCAGAAAAACAGAAGGCAAAAAACAGCUUCAUGGCUCCGGGAGUGUGUGUUGCAGCUUGGUCCAACAUUUAUUAAACUUGGGCAGUUGUCUUCAACAAGGUCAGAUCUAUUUCCGCGUGAAUUUGUAGAUGAGCUCGCAAAGUUGCAGGACAGGGUCCCUGCCUUCUCACCAGAGAAAGCAAAAGGCUUCAUUGAGAGUGAACUCGGAGCUCCUAUAGAUAUAGUGUUUAAGGAGUUUGAGGACCGUCCAAUUGCUGCUGCUAGUCUUGGUCAGGUCCACCGGGCUAUCCUGCAUAAUGGGGAGAAAGUAGUGGUGAAAGUUCAGAGACCUGGUCUCAAGAAGCUUUUCGACAUCGACUUACGAAAUCUAAAGCUAAUUGCAGAGUAUUUUCAGAGAAGUGAAACUUUUGGUGGUCCAACAAGAGAUUGGAUUGGCAUAUAUGAAGAAUGUGCCACGAUUUUGUAUCAAGAAAUUGAUUAUAUUAAUGAAGGGAAGAAUGCAGAUAGAUUCCGCCGAGAUUUUCGAAAUAUAAAAUGGGUCCGAGUACCUCUGGUUUACUGGGAUUAUACAGCCUCAAAGGUGUUGACAUUAGAGUAUGUUCCAGGGAUUAAGAUAAAUCGGUUGGAUAUGCUUGAUUCACGGGGUUAUAACAGGUCUCGAAUAUCAUCACGUGCUAUUGAGUCAUACUUAAUUCAGAUACUAAAAACUGGUUUCUUUCAUGCCGAUCCGCAUCCUGGAAAUCUUGCUAUUGAUGUUGAUGAAACACUCAUCUACUAUGAUUUUGGUAUGAUGGGAGAAAUCAAAUCUUUCACUCGGGAGAGAUUGCUUGAACUUUUCUAUGCUAUUUAUGAGCAAGAUGCAAAGAAGGUUAUUCAAAGCCUUGUAGAUCUUGAAGCACUUCAGCCCACAGGAGACAUGUCAUCUGUUAGGAGAUCUGUGCAGUUUUUCUUGGAUAAUUCGUUAAGUCAGACACCAGAUCAGCAGCAGACUUUGGCUACAAUUGGGGAGGAUUUAUUUGCCAUAGCACAAGAUCAGCCUUUCCGGUUUCCAUCCACCUUUACCUUUGUCUUAAGAGCAUUUUCAACCCUUGAAGGUAUAGGAUACAUCCUUGAUCCAAAAUUUUCCUUUGUAAAGAUCGCUGCUCCUUAUGCACAGGAGCUUUUAGAUCUAAAACAGAAGCAGCAGUCUGGGACACAACUUGUGCAGGAAAUAAGGAAACAGGCUGAUGAUGCCAGAACAUCUACCAUGUCCAUGCCAUCUAGAGUUCAGCGGAUAGAAGAAUUUGUGAAACAGCUCGAGUCAGGAGAAUUGAAGCUUCGAGUCCGAGUGCUUGAGUCAGAAAGAGCCGCUCGGAAAGCAACAAUUAUACAAAUGGCAACUAUGUAUACAGUAUUAGGAGGUACCCUGCUAAACCUUGGGGUCACGUUCAGCUCUCAAGGCAGUCAAGUGAUUGCAAAUGGAUCGUUCAUUGGUUCAGGAAUUUUUAUGGCACUGUUUAUUAGGUCCAUGCAAAGGGUGAAGAAGCUUGAUAAAUUUGAGAAGAUGAUGUAAAAUUUCUUUCGCAAGCAAGCAUAUCAAUUCUUCCUCGCAUGUUGGAUAAAUCUUGGUCUAAAUUUUUCUGUCUAGUGUCUUUUUUUUUCUUUUUUUUUUUUUCCCAAAACACGGCAGUAUUCUGUCUAUAUAUAGAACGUGAUUAAAUGGGGACCGGAGUUGCCUCCCGAAUUGUAUAAAAGGUGCAAUUCCUCAAGCAAAAAAUAAGAAAAAUUAGGAAUUCAAUUUGGUUAAUUAACGUAAACCAGCAACUUUGUUUUU